Messenger RNA from Anopheles coustani, 7044 nucleotides. It is a transcript of the gene PlexA, whose product is annotated as plexin-A2. NCBI's taxonomy places the organism in Eukaryota, Metazoa, Arthropoda, Insecta, Diptera, Culicidae. Gene Ontology annotation, molecular function: protein binding; semaphorin receptor activity. The transcript has 10 exons. Gene Ontology annotation, biological process: positive regulation of axonogenesis; regulation of cell shape; negative regulation of cell adhesion. The record is from RefSeq and is a predicted model, not a curated record. Gene Ontology annotation, cellular component: semaphorin receptor complex. Bases 264 to 6041 code for a protein of 1925 amino acids.
CGCAAAAGCAAAAAGGUGAAAGCAACGCACGGCGAACGCAAACGGAAAUUCGGAAUCGAAACAGAACGCACGGGAACAACGGUUUGUUACUGGCCCAAUCGGAGUGGCCCGUCGGACGGCGGGGGCGCGCGCGGGUUGUGUGGUGGAAAAUCGAAGUGUCCCGGUGCGCGGUGCCGGAAAACUGUGCCGUUGGCCGUGGCAGGGAGCUCCAAGAAUGACGGGAUAGCACCGAAGCUGCAUAUGGUUUUGAGAGCAUCAUAGUAAUGGAGCGGUUCCAGAGCUACGGCAUCAUCCUCAUCAUCCUCAUCGGCGUACUCUGUGUCCAACCGCAGGCCAAUCAUAAUUUCCCAUCGAAGGGAAACCACAAUGCCACAGACCUUAGCAGUCGACUAGUUAGUCAAAUAGUUUUUAAUUCUACACUCAACCACCUGGCGGUGGACCGAAGCACUGGAAGUGUCUACGUCGGAGCGGUGAACAAACUAUAUCAGAUAUCAAAUGAUCUGAACAUCCUGACGGCCGUCACGACCGGGCCGCAGAAUGACUCGUACGAGUGUACGAUCCUGGAGUGUCCGGGUGGCGCCGUCAAGCAGCCGAUGGACAACGUAAACAAGGUGCUGCUGAUCGACAGCAACGCGAAGAACCUGAUCGUGUGCGGCUCGCUGUUCCAGGGCAUCUGCCACAUACGCAACCUGCACAACAUCAGCAUCGUCGACCAGGAGGUGCUGGAGGCGGUGGUGGCGAACACGGCGAACGCCAGCACGGUCGCGUUCAUUGCGCCCGGCCCGCCACUGCCGUCCGCGUCGACGGAGAACAACGUGCUGUACGUGGCGGUCACGUUCACCGGCAACUCGCCGUACCGCAGCGAGAUACCGGCGGUGUCGUCGCGUAGUCUCGCCCGCGACCGGCUGUUCCAGCUGGCGGCGAGCGCCGUCACAACCGGCACGCGCGUCUUCGUCAACAACUACGCGCGCGAAACGUACAUCAUCAACUACGUGUACGGCUUCAGCUCGGAGCGGUUCUCGUACUUCCUCACGACGCAGUACAAGAGCAGCUCACACUACGCUUCGAAGGAGCGCAUCACGAAGCUGGUGCGCAUCUGCCAGGACGACUCGCACUACCACUCGUACACGGAGAUCCCGGUCGACUGCACGAGCAAGGACGGCACCAAGUUCAAGACGGUGAGCGCCGCGUACGUGGGCAAACCGGGCCACGAGCUGGCCCAGAGCCUCGAGAUCACGCCGAACGACGACGUACUGUUCGCCGUGUUCGAUGCGACCACCGUCAACCGGUCGGCGCUGUGCGUGUACUCGCUGAAGGCGAUCCGCAAGAAGUUCAUGCACAACAUCAAGAAGUGCUACAACGGGGAGGGUCUGCGCGGGCUCGACUACAUCUCGCAGAAUAUGGCGUGCAUCGCGACCAAGCUGCAGACGAUCGGCGAGGACUUCUGCGGGCUGGACGUGAACUCGCCGCUCGGUGGGGAGCAGGCGGUAGCCUCGCUCGCCGUCAUACUGUCCGAGGAGCGCAUGACCUCGGUGGCGGUGACGGCCACGUCCAACUUCACGGUCGUGUUCAUCGGCACCGAGACGGGCCAGCUGAAGAAGAUCGUCAUGGAGUCGUCCACCUCCGCCAUGCAGUACGCGAUGAUGAACGUCGAUCUCGGCUCGCCGAUCCAGCCGGACAUGUACCUCGACCCGGAGCACGACGACCUGUACUUGAUGUCCAAGUACAAGCUGUUCAAGAUCCGCAUCUACGACUGCUCGGUCUACACCACCUGCCACGCCUGCUUGUCGGCGAAGGACCCGUUCUGCGGCUGGUGCUCGCUCGAGAACAAGUGCAGCCGGAAGUACGAGUGCCAGGACAGCUCGAAGGAUCCGCUCUCGUGGCUCAGCUACAAGUCGGGCAAGUGUACCACCAUCACGAGCGUUACGCCGCACCAGCUGCAGCGCACCACCGCCCGCACGCUCGAGCUCAUCAUCGAAAACCUACCGAAUCUGAAGGAACCGCUCGUGUGUGCCUUCACCUUCGCCAGCAUGGAGAAGCCCAUCAUCACGAACGCGACCAAGAAGCGCAACGGCGUCAACUGCACAACACCACGGACCGAUCUGCUCCCACAAAUUGGCUACGGAGAGAACCACUUCAAUGCAACGCUCUCGAUCAAGACAUCCCAAGGACCGGACAUCGUAUCGACGACGUUCACCUUCUUCGACUGCAGCACCCACUUGUCGUGCACACAGUGCGUUUCGUCCAAGUUCCCGUGUGACUGGUGCGUGGAGGCGCACCGGUGCACGCACGACACCGCGGAGAACUGCCGCAAUGACAUCCUGGUGACCGGCAUCAGCCGCAUCGGACCGAGCUACCGCUCCGGGCCCGGCUUCUGCCCGACGAUCAACGUGACCGGCGACGGCUCGGAGAUCCUGGUGCCGGCCGGCUCGAAGAAGUCGGUCAAGGUGAAGGUGCACAUCAUCGGCCAGUUCAUCGUGCAGACGCGCUUUGUGUGCCAGUUCAACGUCGAGGGCCGCGUGACGAGCGUCAACGCGCAGCUGCUCGGCGACACCAUCUACUGCGACGCGAUGGAGUUCACCUACACCGCCAAGACACCCAAGCUGAACGCGACCUUCGCGGUCAUCUGGGGUGGCUCGAAGCCGCUGGACAAUCCGAACAACAUACACGUUGUCAUUUACCGCUGUCGGGACAUGUCGGACAGCUGCGGCGUGUGCCUGGCGCUGGAUGAGAAGUACAAGUGCGGUUGGUGUUCGUCGUCCAAUACGUGCGAGGUGGAGGACCAGUGCGGCAUCUCUGGAAAGGUGGAGGGCCAAAACAAGACCGACUGGCUGAACAACCAGCAGACGUGCCCGAACCCGGAGAUCCACUCGUUCGAUCCGAAAACGGGCCCGUGGGAGGGCGGCACCAACAUCACCAUCCGCGGCAUCAACCUGGGCAAGAAGUUCGAGGACGUGUACGGCGGCAUCAAGAUCGCCGGCAUCGACUGCAUGCCGUUCCGGGAGCUGUACGUGCAGACGAAGGAGAUCGUGUGCAGCGUGGACGGGCCGGGCGUCAAGACCCAUCGGUCCGGGCGCGUCGUGGUGCAGAUUUCCGACUUCCGCGGCGAGUCGGCGAACGACUUCGAGUUCGUCGAUCCGGAAAUCGAGAACUUCGAGCCAAAGCACGGACCGAUCGCGGGCGGCACCACGAUCAAGAUUAUCGGCAAGUACCUCAACACGGGCAGCCGCGUGCGGGCGCUGCUCGAUCAGCACCCGUGCGAGAUCCUCAGCACCAACGACCGGGAGGCAACUUGCCGGACCACCGCCGUGCCCAACCAGAUGCAGGGCAAGCUGAAGAUGGUGUUCGACAACGGGGUGCGCGAGCUCAACGGCGACCUGUUCGAGUACGUGCCGAACCCGUACAUCGAGUACGUCACUUCCGGUGACAUCGGGCAGAGCAAAACGGCAAAAGGUAUUCCGGCCGGUGGCAUUAAAAUGGCGGUGCACGGGCGAAACUUUGGCUCAAUACAGCGACCGCAGAUCUACGUGUAUUACGACGGGCAGAUCUCGCUGAACGAGUGCAUCACCAUCAAUCCGCAGCUGAUGGAGUGCUACUCGCCCAAGAUUGACCUGCAGGACGACGAUCCGUUCCGGAACUCGGACGAACCGCUCAAGCUCGAGUACGGCUUCAUCAUGAACGACGUGAUGAGCGUGCGCAACCUUUCGUCCAAGAGGAACACCUACUUCGAGCUGUACCCGAACCCGACGUACCAGAAGUUCGACGAGGUGAAGCUCUUCAACAGCGAGUACCUGACGAUCAACGGCAAGAAUCUGGAUCGGGCGUGCAAGGAGAGCGACGUGGUGGUGAAGAUCGGCGACAAUGCGGUGUGCAACAUCACGUCGCUGUCGCGCCAGCAGGUCACCUGCCGUCCGCCGAUGGAUCCGGACGCGAAGAAGGUGCACGUGAAGGUGCUGGUCGGCAACUCGCUGCAGUUUGACAUCGGCUACAUGGUGUACUCGUCGGCAGGCAUUCUGACCAGCUUCAGCAGCAAUACGAUCACGUGGUUCGUGGUCGUCGGCAUUGCGGUGUUCCUUUCGAUCUUCGUCGCGCUCGUCGUGGCGUACCGGAAGAAGACUAGCGAGAACAACCGCGUGCUGAAGAACAUGCAGGAGCAGAUGGACAUCCUCGAGCUGCGGGUGGCGGCGGAGUGCAAGGAGGCGUUCGCCGAGCUGCAGACGGAGAUGACGGACCUCGGCGGCGACAUCACGUCCGGCGGUAUCCCCUAUCUCGACUAUCGCACGUACGCGAUGAAGAUUCUCUUCCCGAACCACGACGACCACGUGGUGCUGCAGUGGGAGAAGCCGGAGCUGCUGCGCAAGGAGAAGGGCCUGCGCCUGUUUGGCCAGCUGGUGAUGAACAAAACGUUCCUGCUGCUCUUCAUUCGGACGCUCGAGAGCAAUCGCUACUUUUCGAUGCGUGAGCGCGUGAACGUCGCGUCGCUGAUCAUGGUGACGCUGCAGAGCAAGCUCGAGUACUGCACCGACAUCCUGAAGACGCUGCUGGCCGAGCUGAUCGAGAAGUGCAUCGACGGGAAGUCGCACCCGAAGCUGCUGCUGCGCCGCACCGAGUCGGUCGCGGAGAAGAUGCUGUCGGCGUGGUUCACCUUCCUGCUGUACAAGUUUCUGAAGGAGUGCGCCGGCGAGCCGCUGUACAUGCUGUUCCGCGCGGUCAAGGGCCAGAUCGACAAGGGUCCGGUGGACGCGAUCACGCACGAGGCGCGCUACUCGCUGAGCGAGGAAAAGCUGAUCCGGCAGAUGAUCGAGUUCAAGGUGAUCACGGUGUACGCGAGCAUCACCCAGCCGCCGAUCCUGUGCAAUAAUAUCGAGAUGAUUCCAACAAAUACAGAAAACAUUCCGGUGAAGGUGCUCGACUGCGAUAGCAUCGGCCAGGUGAAGGAGAAGUGCCUCGACACGAUCUACAAGGCGAUCCCGUGGAGCCAGCGGCCGCGCAAGGAGGACCUCGACCUCGAGUGGCGCACCGGCGCCACCGGGCGCCUCAUCCUGUACGACGAGGACGCCUCGUCCAAGACCGACGGCGAGUGGAAGAAGCUGAACACGCUGCACCACUACCGCGUCAGCGAGGGAUCCUGCCUCAGCCUGGUGCCGAAGGAGAGCUCCAUCUACAAUAUCACGCUGCUCGGCGAGAAGUACUCGGAGAAGAUCCCCAAGUACGAAACGCUAAACAUAUCCAAGUUCGUGUCACCGUCGCCCCCGUUCAGUCGCGCCGGCAGCCCCAUGAACGUCGACCUGCAGGAGAACAGCCUCAAGUACUGGCACCUGGUGAAGCACCACGAUAGCGACGGCUCCAAGGAAGGCGAGCGGGUGAACAAGAUGGUUUCCGAGAUCUAUCUCACUCGGCUGCUAGCCACCAAGGGCACGUUGCAAAAGUUCGUCGACGAUCUGUUCGAAACCAUCUUCAGCACGGCUCACCGCGGCUCCGCACUGCCCCUAGCAAUAAAGUACAUGUUUGAUUUUCUAGACGAUCAAGCGCUUUUACAUGGAAUUACCGAUCCGGAGGUUGUGCAUACCUGGAAGAGUAACAGUUUACCGUUGCGUUUCUGGGUGAAUCUCAUAAAAAAUCCUAAUUUCGUAUUCGAUAUUCAUAAGUCCAACAUCGUGGACUCUUGCCUUUCGGUUGUGGCUCAAACCUUCAUGGAUUCGUGUUCUACGUCGGAUCAUAGGCUAGGGAAAGAUUCGCCCAGCUCAAAGCUUUUGUACGCUAAGGAUAUUCCAUCGUAUCGCGAGUGGGUCGAGCGUUACUACAACGAUAUCCGGGAGAUGUCCGCCAUCUCCGACCAGGAUAUGAAUGCGAUGCUCGCCGAAGAAUCUAGGUUGCACUUGACCGAAUUUAAUACCAACUGCGCCCUACAUGAGCUUUAUCAGUACGCGGUAAAAUACAACGAGCAACUGACUGUCACCCUCGAGGAAGAUGAAUUCUCCCAGAAGCAGCGGUUGGCUUUCAAGCUUGAGCAGGUGCACAGUAUCAUGUCCGCGGAGUGAUCCGUUUGACGUGAGACAAGCGCGAGGGGGGAGUUAUGGGAGGGAAAUUAAAAUGUAGUGCGAAACAAAAAAAAAUAAUCUAUGUAUAGAUGGUAAGCUACCAGUAUGGUUUUGAAGCGAGACGGGGCAGGAGACAUACGCAGACAUUCAUAACAAACAAAAAAUACAAACAAAAAAAAAUAUUGUAUGGGAUAUUCAUGUUGUGAGCCAGGGGAAAAUUGUGGGGCGGGAAUACAAAUACAAAAACAAACAAGAAACAGAAGUAAUCCGUAUAUGGAGUGAAUACAAAACAAAAAGUAUAAAAAAAAACCUUUAAAAAAAACGCAACCAACCAUCUGUCUAAUACACCAUGUGAAACUAUGUCAAGGGAGCGCGUACGACAAACGAAACGAAAAUAAUGUCAAGCAAGGAAGCAAAAUAUCAUGUUUUUAAGAAAACGUCAUACAUCGCUUUUGAUUAACUGUAAACAAAUGCAAGCAAAAAAAAAGGAGUAAACGAAUGGUAACUGGAGUGGGUGGAGGUGAGGAGAGAAGUGGAGCAGAAUAGGGAGCGGAAGGCUCCGGGAAGCGAGUAAUUAGGUGUGGUACCAGCGAGAAACGAACAAAAAGAUCCAGGAGCAAGGAUAUUAAUCAGUUAGCGAUAUCGGCACUCUGCAUACGGAAUAUCUUAGACAUUUGUGCAUGCAUACUAAUCAAUUCCCCCACCUCGGGGGCGCGAAAACGGGCGCAACGGAUGAAUUCAAACCAGUCACACGCGAGGAAGAGAAAAGAAAAGAACACAAUCGCUGCAGUACACUCUCGAAAGGCGAAACACUGAAACGAAAUUCGAUAGGACGCUGCGAACAAAAACUGAAAUGAACUCAUCAAACUCGACUGCUCACGACUGCAACAAGCACUGAAUAUGUCUUCAGAGAGAAUAAACAAAAAAAAAACGUAUGUCUAAGCGCGUGACGACGGUGGAAUAUUGAAGUAAAAGAAAAAAAAAGUCUUGAAUGUAAUUUCAA